UCUGAUUGGUCGGUUCAGGCCAGCUGGCAGUGACGCCACAGUCAGCAGCAGGUGUGGACGGCAGUGUUAUUUCUUUAUUUUGGUUUGCUUGCUGCAGCUCGCAGGCUCAUGCCACUCCGUGUGGUUAAACUGAAGCGGAUUCAGGUCCAGGUCCGGGUGUAAACCCUGUCUGUGUGGUUCACUGUCGAGAUGUCGUCGGCCCAACAUGACGGAACCUUGAGUCAGCUCAAUAAGUUUGAGAAACUGUCGUGGAGGCCCUCCACCCGCGAAUCAGGCUCCAAGAAGCGGGCACGGUGGCUUCAGGCUCGGCGCAUCUUCUCCCCUUCCUGCCCCAACCUGCGGAUCCCCAACAGGUUUCUGAGAGAAGGACACUGUGUACCCCCCGCUCGCAGCGGACACCGCUGUGUUGCAGACAGCACCAACCUGUAUGUGUUUGGAGGCUACAACCCAGACUUUGAGGAGGCAGGCGGGUCAGAGAAUGAAGACUACCCUCUUUUCAGGGAGCUUUGGCGGUUUCAUUUUGCCACAACCACCUGGCAGCAGGUCCGCACAGAGGGUUACAUGCCCACAGAGCUGGCCUCUAUGUCAGCUGUUCUACACGGCAACAACCUGCUUGUAUUUGGUGGCACUGGGAUUCCCUUUGGUGAAAACAACGGCAAUGACGUCCAUGUUUGCAAUGUACAGUACAAACGAUGGAACUUGCUCAACUGCAGAGGGAAGAAACCCAACAAGAUCUACGGACAGGCGAUGGUCAUCAUAAAUGGCUACCUCUAUGUGUUUGGCGGGACAACGGGCUACCUUUACAGCACCGACCUGCACCGGCUGGACCUGACCACCAGAGAGUGGACCCACCUCAAACCCAACAACACACCAUCAGACCUACCUGAGGAGAGGUACAGACACGAACUAGCUCAUGAUGGACAGAGAAUAUACAUUUUAGGAGGUGGGACGUCCUGGACCUCAUAUACCCUGGAAAAGAUUCACGCAUAUAACUUGGAGACAAAUUACUGGGAGGAAAUGGUCACCAAACCCCAUGAAAAAAUAGGAUAUCCUGCUGCCCGCCGUUGUCACAGCUGUGUGCAGGUCAAAGAUGAGGUGUUUAUAUGUGGGGGUUAUAAUGGAGAGCUGAUCCUAUCCGACCUGUGGAAGAUCAACCUGCAGACUUUUCAGUGGACCAAGCUGCCUGCCGCCAUGCCAGAACCAGCAUACUUUCACUCUGCUGCCGUCACUCCAGCAGGCUGCAUGUACGUCCACGGCGGCGUCGUCAACAUGUCUGGGAACAAAAGGACUGGCUCUUUGUACAAAGUGUGGUUGGUGGUGCCCAGCCUGCUGGAACUGACCUGGGAGAAACUGCUGAAAACUUUCCCUCACUUAGCCCAGCUGUCCACCCUUCAGCUGCUCAGCAUGGGACUGACACACGCACUAAUUCAGCGGCUCAAAUAGAUGGAGCACAGAGACUGAAGGACGCGGUAUGUGAUGGAACAGCACUGCCUUUAAAAUAUAACUAAUGACUCGGCCAAAAAGUUCUUGAGAAGGACAAAGAAAGUCUGAUGUCAGAUGAUUAUUUUAAAAAACUUUGAAUGCCUUUUAACGUUAGUUUUAUGUAAAUGUAGGUGCUUUUUUUUUUUUUUUUUUUUUUUUUGUGUUUCUCUGUAUGUGAAUGUAUCAGAUUUGAGUUUGCAUGCAUCCAUCAGAAGCCAUGCAUCAGCAUGGACACCAGAAUCACUGUUUCUUGUGCUUUUGCACUCAAAGUUUUGGGUCCACUAUGUCAUGCAUUUCCCAGUUGUUUUUUUCACACAUUACUGUCACAGAAACUUGUAGAGCAGGAAUAGUUCAAUGUUCCAAAGAUCACUUGUUGAAAGGCAAAAUGAAUGUUGCUUCUGUGAAUGUCAUUUUAGAUUCAAUUCAGAGAUCAGUUUGUUUCACUGUAGCUGAAAUUCUCCGCACACCGUUUGCAAUCUUUGCCACAUGUUCAGUCCCCACUGUGACAUAGGUUAGAUCAGAAAUGACUGCCCAAACCCAUGGUGAUAUAAACUUAAAUGUCCAUUUAGUUAGUAAAAAAUCAGCCAGAUGAUCUGAAAAGACACUGCUGAUAAAUCAUGGACAUGUGAAACUGGGAUACCUAAAAUUCUAAUUAGGUUAAUUAUUUAAGGCAUCAUGUUUUAGCCUCAAGGGCUUUCUGAUUGCAUGCUGAUAAUGAGCUUUGAUCGUAACUGUACAGUUCAAAUUUGAAAAUGUUCCCCUCACUGGAACACAUUAGGCCUUAUGAUCAGAUGAAAACACAAAAGCCUUUUUAAAACAGCUGUGACAUGGCAUCACUGUGAAUCUUCUAGUGCCUCUUUGGUUAUUCUUCCUAUUUUCUUUUAGGAAAAAUUAAGCUUAAUAAGUUAGAAAUUAUUUUAUUAGCAGCUCCACAGUGAUUCUCAAGCCUUUCAUUUCUACAUUCGGUGCCUUCUGAAUUUCCAAUAUGUCCCACACAUUGUUUUUACAUCUCUGUAGAAGAUUUUUAUUUGUUUAUUACUCUCUGAGCUGUGCACAUGCAGCCUUUUUCCCCAUUGCUUUACUGGGUGUUCUCCACAUGAGCCUUUUGUUGCUAAAAUAAUCAGGAGAUGCCACUUGCAGCUAAAGAUUCUUUUUUUUGUGCUGCUGUUUGAUUUUAUGACAGAACUUUUUUUUUUUUUUUUUUUAUUGUAGCAAAAUGUGCAGCUACGUGUAAUGGUCAUUUCAGUUCCCAAUGUAUGCCUAAACUUCAUUUUAACCUUUUAUACUGCAUAAGGCUAACUGGUAUUAACUAGAAACAAGGUAUGUAAGGUGUACUCAGGAUGUGAAAUACUGUGAUCAGACUCAGUCUGUAGAGCAUCACCAUCGCCAAAAUGUCAACUGGCUGUCAUUUUUGGGACAGAAAUAUGUACGACAAGAUUACUCAUGAAAACUAAUCUUUCGUGGCUACUGUGGACUGUAACUCUUAAAUACUUUAGUAACAUUUCAGCUGCUUGUAUUAAGUCACACUUUUGCCUCUUUCUUUCAGCUAUUUUGUCAGACUCUACCUUAAAUAUUUUAUCUCAUGUUCACUUUAAUUGUUGUUGCAAUACUAAGCUAACUCAUCUAAAACAUAUUGUCUCAUAAGUCUCUUUCACAUUCAAAACUCCACCUCAUUUACUUUUUGUUAUGUUUGACAUGUUGCAGCGUUAUUUAUAUCCUAUUAUGAAGCAACAGCUUCACUUUGUGCUUGGUCUUGGUAAAUGUACUGCCUUGGUUAAGAUUGAGAUGUUUAUAUUUGCAUCAUUUUUUUUAUGUUAAUGAAAGUUAAAUUAUCUAUUUUGCAUGUCUGUAUGGUGUGCAUGUCACUUUACAUAAAUUCUCGGGAGAAAAGGUGAAUGUCUCCUCAAAAGCAAAUAUGGCUGUAAUGUACAUUAUGUUUUGUAAUUCCUGUCUGUGCAAACAAUAAAAACACAGGCAGACAGUU
Perca flavescens (yellow perch) is the source of this 3466-nucleotide messenger RNA. RefSeq names its product kelch domain-containing protein 10. The record is from RefSeq and is a predicted model, not a curated record. Gene Ontology annotation, biological process: positive regulation of stress-activated MAPK cascade. The transcript is spliced from 10 exons. NCBI's taxonomy places the organism in Eukaryota, Metazoa, Chordata, Actinopteri, Perciformes, Percidae. Bases 190 to 1443 code for a protein of 417 amino acids. Gene Ontology annotation, molecular function: protein binding.